Molecule: messenger RNA, 1177 nt
Organism: Alnus glutinosa
Lineage: Eukaryota; Viridiplantae; Streptophyta; Magnoliopsida; Fagales; Betulaceae
Exons: 3
Coding region: 16-876 (286 amino acids)
Molecular function (GO): oxidoreductase activity
Source: RefSeq, a predicted model, not a curated record
UGUGAGCGGAGGCAAAUGGCGAGACAAGAGUGGGAGGCGUGGGGGGAGCUUGGGGGGAAAGUGGUGAUGGUGACGGGGGCGUCCUCGGGGCUCGGCAGCGACUUCUGUCUCGACCUAGCCAAGGCCGGUUGCAGAAUCGUCGCCACCGCUCGCCGGGUGGACCGCCUUGUCUCCCUCUGCCACCAUAUCAAUCACCUCCCUCUAUCUUCUUCUUCUUCUUCUUCGGCGUCCGAGCUCAGAAGCCCCCGAGCUGUGGCUGUGGAGCUGGACGUGUGUGCCGAUGCUACCACCAUCGAGAAGUCCGUAUACAAGGCUUGGGACGCGUUUGGGCAUAUUGACGCGUUGGUCAACAACGCAGGAGUUAGAGGUAAUGUGAGAUCUGCAUUGGAAUUGUCUGAGGAGGAAUGGAACCAGAUUGUCAAAACAAACUUAACAGGAGCCUGGUUGGUAUCAAAAUACGUCUGCAUACGCAUGCGUGAUGCGGAGCGGGGAGGAUCAAUCAUCAAUAUAUCUUCUGUUGCUGGCCUUAACCGAGGUUAUUUGCCUGGAGCUACAGCCUAUACUUCUUCAAAGGCAGGCCUAAACGCCUUGACAAAGGUCAUGGCCGUGGAAUUGGGAGUAUACAAAAUCAGAGUGAAUUCGAUAUCACCUGGGAUUUUCAAAUCUGAGAUUACUCAGGCUCUUUUGCAAAAAGAUUGGCUGCAUAACGUGGUCGAGAAAAUUGUCCCUUUAAGAACCCAUGGCACAACAGAUCCAGCAUUAACAUCACUUGUUCGAUACUUGAUACACGACUCUUCUGAAUAUGUCUCGGGCAACAUUUUCAUUGUUGAUGCAGGUGCCACGUUACCAGGUGUCCCCAUUUUCUCUUCUCUUUGAAAUUCAUGUUAUCUAAUGACAUGCAACUUUGAAUAAAUGAGAUAAGUCAGUAUUCUAGCCAAAAUUUCUUUUGUAGAAUAUUCUAUCAAAUACUUUAGCAGCUUAUCUGCUGUAGGCUGUAGGGAAAGCAGCAGGAGAUCUGCUGUAAAAAUAACAACGGUCCAGAUUUAACUCCAGUAUCCUACGGUGCGUUUGGGUAUCGAAUAUUUCGAAUAUGAAUAAUAUUCAGAAUCUGAUCACGGAUUUCAAGGCAAUGAAAAUGUGUUUGGAUGUUGAAUAUAAUUUUAGAUUCUUUUGAAUA